UUGUGAGUAAGCGCGAAAGCCGCGUAAAUGUCAUCCCCGGCGUGACCGCAGAUGGCUCUCCUCCUCCUCCUCCUCCUCCUCGUCGUGGUCGCCGUCGUCAUUUUGCAGCGGGACCCGGCAGAACUCCUCCGAUGCCGGGCGGCAGAUGGAGCAUGAAAAAGUUCAUGCAUUAUGCAACAAAAGUCGCGGCAGAUGCGAGCGAGGAGCACCUGUCGCGACGAGACUGUAGCGCCGCGUUGCGCUUUCCAAAGUCCAACUACCGUCAUUCUGUCGUUCUUGCAUCGGUUCCCUUUUUAACUCUCCCAUCCGCUGCAAACUUUCACUUGAUAAGACCCUCAACAUUAGGCUCCUCCAUAUUUGGUGGAUUCGGCGUCCUAUUCGGUCCUGUGGGGUGUGCAAACUUAUGCAAACAGUUUACAGUUUUUUUGUUUUUGGGAGGGGUGACCCUAGUGAGGAUAAGCAGCAAAGAAAAUGGACGGAUGUAUGUUUUUUUCUGUAGUUAUCAUUGGGUGUGCAUACUUAUGCAAACACACAGUUUACGCUAACAUUCACUCUGAUUUUUUUCUUUUGAGGGGGCGACCCGAGUGAGGAUAAGCAGCAAAGAAAAUGGACAGAUGAUUUUUUUCUGUAGUUAUCACGGGGUGUGCAUACUUAUGCAAAAACAGUCUACGCUAACCUUCACUCUGAUUUUUUUGUCAGUUUUUUUUUGGGGGGGGCGACCCUAGUGAGAAUAAGCGGCAAAGAAAAUGGACAGAUGGAUGUUUUUUUCUGUAAUCACGGGGUGUGCAUACAUAUGCAAACAGUUUACGUUAACCACUGAAUUUUUAGGGGGGGCAAACCCUAGUGAGGAUAAGCGGCAAAGAAAAUGUACAGAUGUAUGUUUUUUUUCUGUAAUCAUGGGGUGUGCAUACAUAUGCAAACAGUUUACGUUAACCUUCACUCUGAUUUUUUGUUUUUUUUUUUUUGGGGGGGGGAGACCCUAGUGAGAAUAAGCGGCAAAGGAAAUGGACGGAUGUAUGUUUUUUUCUGUACUCACGGGGUGUGCAUACAUAUGCAAACACAGUUUAGGUUAACCUUCACUGAAAUUUUUUUUGGGGGGGGCAACCCUAAAGAGGGUAAGUGGCAAAGGACGGAUGGAUGCUUUUUUUCUGUAGUUAUCACGGGGUGUGCAUACUUAUGCAAAAACAGUCUACGUUAACCUUCACUCUGAUUUUUUCUGUCUGGUUUUUUUUUUGGGAGGGGGCGACCCUAGUGAGAAUAAGCGGCAAAGAAAAUGGACGGAUGGAUGUUUUUUUCUGUAAUCACGGGGUGUGCAUACAUAUGCAAACAGUUUACGUUAACUGAAUUUUUUGGGGGGGCCAACCCUAGUGAGGAUAAGCGGCAAAGAAAAUGGACAGAUGUAUGUUUUUUUCUGUAAUCACGGGGUGUGCAUACAUAUGCAAACACAGUUUAGGUUAACCUUCACUGAAAUUUUUUUUUUGGGGGGGGCAACCCUAAUGAGGAUAAGUGGCAAAGGACGGAUGGAUGCUUUUUUUCUGUAGUUAUCACGGGGUGUGCACACUUGUGAAAACAGUGUACGUUAACCUUCACUCAGAUUUUUUUUUUUUGGGGGGGGCAAGUUGAGUUGUACUUGGGGUCAAUUUUUAAAUAUCAAAAAAUAAAAAAGAAAAUGUUUGAGAAGCACUCGGGCAGACUUUUCGUGGUAUGGAAUGACAUCCCUCUCCUGUCCACGAGAUGGCGCAAUUUCGCAGUCAUUGACGCGACCCAACUCGUUUUCCUGCUGAUCCAGUAGUUUUCCUGUUUUCUUCUUCUUCUUUUUCCUUUUUCUUCUUCUCUCCCAUCCAGUCAGUAACCGCGAAAAGUCCGAUUGAAAAUUUUACUUUUUUACCCUUUUAUGGUCAUGGCCAAAUGUGGUUGCGCCCAAAAGAAAGAAAUAAAAAAAACAAACAAAAAAAAUCCCUCCUCCCAUCUCGGCGUGGUCGACUUCUCGGUCAUCGCCAAAAUAUGAAGAGUCGACCGGGGGAAUGGUGGUUUAUAAAAGAAAUUUGGCUUUAAAAAAAAAAAAGAAAGAAAAAUGAAAGGAGGACGAGCCUUUCAUUUGGGGGGGGGGGGGGGGCGUGGCUCGAGGUGGGCAAAGCGCGUCGCGAUUGGCUGCGAAGAGUCUCCCGGACGUCCACGAACUGGGCGGCUGCUCAUGUGCGCUUGUGACGGGACACAAGGAUGCAACUGGAACUUGACAUGGACGUGUCGGUACUCACUUAAACGCGACCAGCGGGGAGAAGGAGCGAGGCGAAAACAACAAACUUUUGUUCGCUCGGACAAGUUGGCGUCGAGGAGCGAGGAGCCCGUGGUGGAGGCGGCGGAGGGGGAGUAAAGGGAGGGCUCGCUCACCUGCGGACGGGACGUCGUCGGAGCUUCGACAAGUCAAGGCGACCACCACCACCACCAAAAAAAAAAAAAAAAAAAGGGGGAAGGGGGGCAAUGGCCGAGCACGAGAGCCUCGAGUUCGGCAUGGCCGACUUUGUGCUCCUGGACAACGUGUCCAUGGAGGACUUCAUGGCUAACCUCAAGCUCAGGUUCGAGAAGGGAAGAAUCUACAGUUACAUCGGCGAGGUGGUGGUGUCGGUCAACCCUUACCGCGCCAUGAACAUCUACGGCCGCGACGUGGUGGAGCAGUACAAAGGCCGCGAACUCUACGAGAGGCCCCCGCACCUCUUCGCCAUCGCCGACGCCGCCUACAAAGCCAUGAAGAGGCGCAACAAAGACACCUGCAUCGUCAUCUCCGGGGAAAGCGGGGCCGGCAAGACGGAGGCCAGCAAGUACAUCAUGCAGUACAUCGCCGCCAUCACCAACCCCAACCAGCGGGCCGAGGUUGAGAGGGUGAAGAACAUGCUGCUCAAGUCCAACUGCGUCCUGGAGGCCUUCGGGAACGCCAAGACCAACCGCAACGACAACUCCAGCCGCUUUGGCAAGUACAUGGACAUCAACUUUGACUUCAAGGGAGACCCCAUCGGCGGCCACAUCAGCAACUACCUGCUGGAGAAGUCGAGAGUGAUCGUCCAGCAAGAAGGAGAGAGGAGCUUUCACUCGUUCUACCAGCUGCUCCGAGGUGCUCCCGACGCGUUGCUGCGUUCCCUCCAUGUCCAGCGGGACCCCAAAAGCUACAAUUACAUCAAAGUGGGCGGCCAGCUCAAGUCAUGCAUCAACGACGGCGCCGAUUUCAAAGCCGUGGCCGACGCCAUGAAAGUGAUCGGCUUCACGGGGGACGAGGUCCUCACGGCUUACAAGAUCCUGGCCACCAUCUUGCACCUGGGGAACUUGACGUUCGGCGUGGACGGCGACGUGACGCUGAUCGAGACCGCCAAGCUGGUGUCGAUCACGGCCGAGCUGCUGUCCACCAAGCAGGACAACGUGGAGAAGGCGCUGCUGUUCCGCACGGUGGCCACGGGCCGCGACGUCAUCGAGAAGCAGCACACGGCGCAGGAGGCCGGCUACGGACGCGACGCCCUCGCUAAGGCCAUGUACGAGCGUCUCUUCUGUUGGAUUGUGGGACGCAUCAACGACAUCAUCCAGGUGAAAAACUACGACGCCAGGGUCCACGGGAAGAACACGGUCAUCGGGGUUCUGGACAUCUAUGGCUUUGAGAUCUUCCAGAACAACAGCUUUGAGCAAUUCUGCAUCAACUAUUGCAACGAGAAGCUGCAGCAGCUCUUCAUCCAGCUGGUGUUAAAGCAGGAGCAGGAGGAGUAUCAGCGAGAAGGCAUCCCGUGGAAACACAUCGACUACUUCAACAACCAGAUCAUUGUAGACCUGGUGGAGCAGCAGCAUAAAGGCAUCUUCUCCGUGCUGGACGAAGCCUGCAUGAACGUUGGGAAAGUCACUGACGAGCUUUUCCUGCAGGGACUCAACGGCAAGCUUGCCAAACACGCUCACUACACCAGCCGCAAGCUGUCACCGACCGACAAGAAUCUGGAGUUCGACCGCGACUUUCGCAUCCGCCACUACGCUGGAGAUGUGGUUUACUCGGUGGUGGGUUUCAUCGACAAGAAUAAAGACACCCUGUUCCAGGACUUCAAGAGGCUGCUGUACAACAGUUCCAACCCGGUCCUGAAGGCCAUGUGGCCCGAGGGCAAGCUGAGCAUCACCGAGGUCACCAAGCGGCCGCUCACCGCCGCCACGCUCUUCAAAAACUCCAUGAUCUCCUUGGUGGAGAACCUCGCGAGCAAGGAGCCCUACUACGUGCGCUGCAUCAAGCCCAACGACGUCAAGUCGCCGCUGCUGUUUGAGCGCGAGCGCUGCCGCCAUCAGGUGGAGUACCUGGGCCUGCUGGAGAACGUGCGAGUACGCCGGGCCGGGUUCGCCUACAGACAGACGUACCCGCGAUUCCUGCAGAGGUACAAGAUGAUCUCGGAGUUCACGUGGCCCAACCACGACCUUCCUUCGGACAAGGAGGCGGUCAAGCGGCUCCUGCAGGGCUGCCAUUUCGACGACGACGUGGCCUACGGCAAGACCAAAGUGUUUGUGCGCACGCCGCGCACGCUCUUCAGCCUGGAGGAGCAGCGCGCCGAGAUGCUGCAGAGGAUCGUCCUCUUCCUGCAGAAGGUGUGGAGGGGCACCAUCGCCCGGAUCCGGUACCGGCGCAUGCGGGCGGCCAUGGUCAUCCUGCGGGCCUACCGCCACUACAAGGUCAAGUCGUACGUUCGCGAGCUCAACCGCCGCUUCCGCAACGUGCGCUCCAUGAAGGACCGCGGCCGGCACGUCAAGUGGCCCACGCCGCCCAAGGUGCUGCGCAGGUUCGAGGAGGCUCUCAGGAACAUCUACAACAGGUGGUGGGCAUGGAUGCUGAUCAAAGGCCUCACUCCGGAGGAGGCUCUGCAGGUCAGGGCCAAGGUGGCCUGCUUGGAGGCCCUCAAGGGCCACAGGGCUGACCUGGGCCUACAGAGGGCCUGGGAAGGAAACUACAUGAAGCGAGACAGCCCCAACAGCACGUCGUCCUUCACGUUGGUCUCCAGCGAGCUGCAGCGCAAAGACAAAUUCAUGCGGGUGCUGUUUGCGUGCAACGUGCGCAAAAUCAACCGCUUCCACAAGGCGGAGGACAGAGCUGUGCUGGUCACCGACCGCCAUCUGUACAAGAUGGACCCCCUCAGGCAGUACAAACCCAUGAAGAGCAUCCCCCUCUACAACGUGACGGGCGUGAGCGUGUCGCCCGGCAAGGACCAGCUGGUGGUGUUCCACACCAAGGACAGCCGCGACCUGGUGGUGUGCCUGCAGGGCCUGGUGCCCGCCAACGAGAGCCGCAUCGGCGAGCUGGUGGGCGCCCUGCUGGGCCACUUCAAGAGCGAGCGGCGGAAGCUGCAGGUGAACGUCUGCAGCCCCAUCCAGUGCAGCAUGAACGGCAGGAAGUGCACCAUCGUGGUGGAGCCCAAGAUCAACCAAUCGCAGCCCGACUUCAGCAAGAGCCGCGCCGGCUACGUGUUGGCCGUCCCCGCCGACUGAAGGAUGAGCGGCGCGGCGGGGGAGGGAGCGCCCCCAGCGGGUCUGGAAGGUGAUUGACUUGUUUUGGGCGUCGUCCAAUCGCAGCUUUAGACAGUUAGCGCUGCUGGAUCAUCCAACAAAAGUGUCCCCCCCCCCCCUUUUUUUUUAAUUUUUAAUUUUAAUUUGCUUUGUGCAAUAUUGAUUCUUUUUGUUGUCGAUUCAAGUUUCAAUUUAAUAACUUUUAUGUUUAUGAAAGAUUUCAAGUGGAAGCUCAAUAAUUGUAAACGGUGUCCUUGCCAAAGGCAUGUCUUGAUUUUUGUCUUUUUCUUUUUUUUUUUUUUUUUUUCUGGAGCUGCGAUGUGCUGAGCACAUCUGCGAUUUUAAUUUAAAAAUGUCGCAUUUAAUACGCAAGCGAUCGGCAGUUUUGGCUCACGGUUGCGAUUCUCCGUUUUUCGACUCGGGCUUCCUCCCAAAUUCCAAAAACACGCACCUCGGCUUUAUCGGACUCGCGAAAUUCAACGGAUCUCAAACUGGGGUCCGCAAAAUAAUCGUAAUCAUUAAGAAAAGUGCGUAACUACUGUGUAUAUAUGAGGACUGGCGCACUAAUAACAUAAAUAAUAACCGGCGAAAUUCGAGUUUAAUUAGUUCUUCACUCCAUAGAAAUUAAUGGAAAUGCCAUUAAAUAGUUUUAGAAUCCCACUAAAAAAAAAAAAAAAAAAAAAAAUUUAUAUCGUGAAAGUAACACUCUAAAAUAUAUAUUUCUAUAAAUUACAAUAUUAUAGAGUAUUACUUUCAUAAUGUGACUAAAUAGAAUGUAAAGAAUUUUUCGCAUGAUUAGUUCCGUGCUUCACCACUUGGGGCGGUAUAAUAUCCACGCAGUGCCUCGGUAAAGCUGCCGCCAUACGUUUCGUUUAUCGUGGAGGAUAAAGAAUAUAUGCGUGUGCGUAUUAUUGUCUGCCGCACCAAAAACGGGAAAGUUGCGUUCGUUCGGAUCCCGAGGCACAGCUGCGUUAGAAGAACCCGCCGUUUUCGCGUCAGGGUGCGUUAGCCGCCGUGCUAACAGAUGCUAACAGACGCCAUUGCACGCAACCCAAAGGACACACACACACACACACGCGCGGUAGUUUGUCAUGUCAUGUGACAAAGUACUGCGUGCUUGCAUAGCGUGUAGCGAUUCGCGUUCAGUGGCGCGCGACUGAAGCGGAGGUGCGUGCGCCCGAGUCCCCGGUCCGCUCGGCCUCGGGACCAACGCGCAGUCACGCCAAGAAGAAGAAAAGUGGAGGACUCUCUGCUUUCUCCUUCUUCUUCUUCCUCUUCCUCUACUCCUUCUUCCUGUUCGCGCUUCCUCACAAAAUAUUUCUUCCUGUUUUUGCCUUUUGACAUUAUUCCUUCCAUUCUCCUUCCCUUUCCCCCUCCUUCCUCCACUUUUUGCCAAUCCUCACAAGUAAAAAAAUCACUCCGGCGUUGUACGCGCGUGCCAUUUGCGCGUCCCCGGUCGUCCCCGCGCCAAAUUGCCGCCAUCCUCCGUAAUUUAUUGUGCGUAUUGUGUGUGCAUUGCAUUCACGUGUGCCUCAUUUGUUGUCCUUUUCUGCAUACGUUUUCAUAUUCUUACCAGAAUAAACACUUCAUAACUUUUAA
Messenger RNA from Syngnathoides biaculeatus (alligator pipefish), 7113 nucleotides. RefSeq names its product myosin 1D (gene myo1d). The transcript is spliced from 22 exons. The record is from RefSeq and is a predicted model, not a curated record. Lineage: Eukaryota; Metazoa; Chordata; Actinopteri; Syngnathiformes; Syngnathidae. The coding region runs from base 2482 to 5496 and encodes 1004 amino acids. Gene Ontology annotation, cellular component: vesicle; cytoplasm; plasma membrane. Gene Ontology annotation, molecular function: ATP binding; actin filament binding; microfilament motor activity. Gene Ontology annotation, biological process: vesicle transport along actin filament; actin filament organization.